GCGCUCAGUGCCAGGCGGGAGGCGGCAGCGGUUGGAGGCUUCGCUGGGCUCUGCAGCGGGGACUUCGGUGGCGGCUCCCCAGGCACCUCGGCCCUGAGGUGGAACAAUAAUAAAUUUGGGUACCACUUUCAUAUCCAGGGUACAAAUCCAUGUUUGUUUUCCAUUUGAUGACCUCCCUGUGUUAUCCUAUUCCUGAGUUAUGAAAACUCUUUUCUGACACUUACACGAUGAGGCGAGUGGUACGACAGAGCAAGUUUCGGCAUGUAUUUGGACAAGCGGUGAAGAAUGACCAGUGUUAUGAUGAUAUCCGGGUUUCUCGUGUGACCUGGGAUAGUUCCUUUUGCGCUGUCAAUCCCAGAUUUGUUGCCAUAAUCGUAGAAGCGAGCGGGGGAGGAGCGUUCCUGGUGCUCCCUUUGCACAAGACUGGGCGAAUUGACAAAUCCUACCCUACAGUAUGUGGCCACACAGGACCCGUGCUCGACAUCGACUGGUGCCCACAUAACGAUCAGGUCAUUGCCAGCGGCUCAGAGGACUGCACGGUUAUGGUAUGGCAGAUCCCAGAAAAUGGACUCACCCUUUCCCUGACCGAACCUGUGGUGAUUCUAGAAGGCCACUCAAAGAGAGUUGGUAUCGUGGCCUGGCACCCGACAGCCCGGAACGUGCUUCUCAGCGCAGGUUGUGACAAUGCCAUCAUCAUCUGGAAUGUGGGGACGGGGGAAGCCCUUAUAAACUUGGACGACAUGCAUGCAGACAUGAUUUACAAUGUCAGCUGGAACCGGGAUGGCAGCCUGAUCUGCACAGCCUCCAAAGACAAGAAAGUGAGAGUUAUCGAUCCUAGGAAGCAAGAGAUUGUUGCUGAGAAGGAGAAAGCACAUGAAGGAGCAAGACCCAUGAGAGCCAUCUUUCUGGCUGAUGGGAAUGUCUUUACCACGGGUUUCAGCCGCAUGAGUGAGCGGCAGCUGGCUCUCUGGAAUCCGAAAAACAUGCAGGAACCAAUUGCUCUUCAUGAAAUGGACACUAGCAAUGGGGUGUUGCUGCCCUUCUAUGACCCUGACACCAGUAUCAUUUACUUAUGUGGAAAGGGUGACAGCAGCAUCCGCUAUUUUGAGAUCACGGAUGAAUCCCCAUAUGUCCACUACCUCAACACCUUCAGCAGCAAGGAGCCUCAGAGAGGCAUGGGUCACAUGCCCAAGAGGGGCCUUGAUGUCAACAAAUGUGAGAUUGCCAGAUUCUUCAAACUUCACGAGAGAAAGUGCGAGCCUAUUAUCAUGACUGUCCCCAGGAAGUCUGACCUGUUCCAAGAUGACCUGUACCCUGACACGGCGGGGCCCGAAGCGGCGCUGGAGGCGGAAGAGUGGUUUGAGGGCAAGAACGCGGACCCAGUCCUCAUCUCCUUGAAGCACGGAUACAUUCCAGGCAAAAACAGGGAUCUCAAGGUGGUCAAGAAGAACAUUCUGGAUAGCAAGCCCAGUGCAAACAAGAAGUGUGACCUGAUCAGCGUCCCCAAGAAAACUGCAGACACAGCCAGUGUGCAAAAUGAAGCCAAGUUGGAUGAGAUUUUAAAAGAGAUCAAAUCUAUAAAAGACACAAUCUGCAAUCAAGAUGAACGUAUUUCGAAGUUAGAACAGCAGAUGGCGAAGAUAGCAGCCUGAAGGUCCACCCCCCACCCCCAAAAUGGGAGCAAGGACUUGUGCUCGUGGCUGGUUGUCGAUGUGGUCCCAGGGAGGGCGAAAGGGAGGCACUGCCCUUGGGAGACAUUCCAUUUCAGAUUGUUAACCAGCGAUAGGCCACAUUCCAGGAAGAACUCAAUUCGUCUCCCAAAUUUGCAGAAACAAAAUGUGAUUUAAAAGCUGAGCUUUUUAUCAGAAAGCUUUUUUGAUGUUUUAAGUGUUAUGUGACUUGUUGAACUUUUAAAAGACAAAAGUGCUACUUUUAAAAUCCCAGAUAUUCUGAAUUUUAGAAAACCAACCAAUUCUGAUUCAGUGUCGUGCCCAAGUUCCUUUUUUUACAAACAGGGACCAAUGCCACAUUGCUUUUUAUAUUUCUUUUUUUUUUAAAUGUUGCCAAAACCAAAAGUAGUAGCUUUUUUUCUUUGUAUUUUGCUACCUUGCAGUAUUUGUGUGUGGGUUUUAUUUUUUCCUUAAUUUGAAAGGGACAGCACUGUGUAUGUUUAUAAACUAAAUGAAGAUAAGAUAUUAUUUUGUAUCAAUGUUCACCUGAAAACAAUCUGAGCAGUAGGCACAUCGUGCCGGCUCGUUCGCAGCGCAGACCUGGUCAUCUUAGUGACUGUACAAAAGGAAGACUCGAAAAAUCACGUGGGUUCGUAUCCCUGCCCCUCUCAUUUCACUGAGUCUUCUGAUCAAAAAAGCUCCAGAGCGUAUCAUUUCCUUUCUUUCUCUUUUCUAGAAGUUGGGUGGUUGUAGCAGAACGGAAUUCUGCUUCUUGGUUAUCCUGUGCUUCAGAUGAUUACACUCUAGCCUAACUAGCACGUGUGUCUGCAGUGUCGUUACACAGAGAACCGCUGCCCUCAUCUCCUUAACAUCGGGCUUCAGGUCUGGGCCGGUGCUCGACUAGGCGUGCCGGGACGAGAGGACGUACGCACUGUUGAGUGUCCUUCUCACCUAUUUCAGCAGCUUGCCCAGCGCCUGAGUACGCUGGGGCGCUGAGAAGUAGGGACCUUGGAGGGGAGGGUUUGCCUGUGUGACCCUCCGCUUUCCCGCCUGUCCCCUGCUGUCCUGGGCUGGGCCGUGCUGCAGGGAGAAGGGCUCUCCCUGUGCCUCCCUCCCUCCUCACCGUGCACUGCCUCGCUCACGGUUCCUUCCUGCCCUUUGGCUCUAACCGUUCAGCUGAGGUGAGGCCAGAGGUGCUGUUGGAUCCUGAGGCUGAGAAGAAUGGUCUAGAAGGAAGCACGACGAGGAGUGCAGACCUCUGCUGUAGCUUUAACAUGUACAGACAUGUCCGUCUGCCCCUCUGCAUAGACUAACCUGCUGCGCCCUCCAGCUCGCACCCAGCUGUGUCACAGCAGGCGCCCCCCACUCAGGCGGGCCGGAGGCUGAGCCCUGGUCCCCUGCUCUGUUCCUUGGUCAGCUAGACCUUCUCUCCGUUUCCAUUUUCUCGUGCAUGCUUGAGAAGCAGGAUUUAAGGAGCCUCUGUUCUGGAAUGGCUGAGUGUCUGUGAUGGAACAUGGAGCAUAGAGGGUCAUUGGGACCAUAAUGGGCCCACUUUUGCACAUGCUCGUGCUGGUAUGGGGCUGGAACUGGCUGGAAGCGUCUGUGCACUGGCAGCAAGGCUGGAGGCAGAGUGUGGUGGCAGCGGGUUAGAAUGCAGCCAAGCUGGGGGUGAUGUUGCGUAGAAAAGGUACCGUGUUCUUAACCCAUACUGGGAACACUGUCUCCACAAUUUCAGGGCAUCUGAGUGUUUGGUGUGGUUUUUUUUUGUGUGUGUUUUUAAUAUUGAAGUGGAUAAUGAGAUACAAAGAAAACAAUAAUUACAGUGACUUAUAUUCCAAUCUGGACAUGUUUCUUUAUCAGCAUAGUCUGCUGAGGACCUUCAUUUUGAAGAUUCAAAAAUAUUUUACAGUUCUAGUAUCAAAUUAAGUAAGUAAACAAAAUUGUUGUUGUUGGUGAAGCACCAUCAGGAGCGUGGUUCAGAGAGAAGAGGGCGGGCAAGGAGAGGUUACCCUGGUCCUAGUGUGCAGCUUACGGCUGACUUAACGAGCGGGUGCCCCGCCAGGCUCAGAAUCGGCGCCUGAAGCAUUGUGGGCUGUUUGUCCUGUUUUGUCUUUUCUUUAAGCCGUGCUAUCCCGGAGGAGAACCAGUGCAUUACUCCUAGAUCGGCUCUUAUAGAGCAGCCAUGGUGUUCUGUCAAAACACUUGCUUCCAUUUUCAAAGAUAAAAAAUCAUUGACUACAAAAUGGUGUCCGUGUUUAUUUCACGCCUGGGCUGUCUUGGAGGCUGCCCACGGCUCUGCCUGGCCCAGCUUCUCUGACUCAGUGGAACUAGCCAGGUGACUUUGACCUCUCAGGGGGGAUACGGGGCCGUGUGGUGGGCCACUCAGCUCACCAGAGGGGCAGGUCCAGGGCUCGCCUGGAGUGGAGUGCCUGCGUGCCACGUUCCCGCAGGCCUGGAUAUCUGAAUCCUGCCUCCAGCCUUCGCCGGGCUGUGCUCGGGGGCAGAGCUCCUAACCUGGGUGAGUCCCUUUUCUUAUUUUGGGAGAGGGGUGGUGGGAACUCUCUGGUUUCGGGGAAAGAGCUGGCGCACAGGGAGCCCUCACUGCGCGGCUGUCGCGGUUCCUUUGCCCAGCUGCUUCCCUGACGGCCUCUGAAAGCACUUUCUUCUUCAGUAGCAGUAAAAUUCUCUUGGCUUGGCUCUGAUUUUUAUUCCAGCUUCCCUUUUUUGCACUAAAACAUUGUCUCAUGACAUUUCAGUGACUCUAGUGAAGAAUUCCCCACCGUUUGGUUUUUCUGAAUGUUGGUAAAUAGGGUGGCACGAAGCUCCCCUCCUCACCCACCUUCUCCUAAAGUUGCUGUAGUCUGGGGUAGCGGCGGCCAGGUUUGUGGUCAGCGUGCGUGGUGGCAGGAAGUAGAAGCUGGCAGAUGCUGUCUGUAGCCCCUGGGUGCCCGUGGUCAGGGGGCAGACGCGUGGUGUGGAGUGUUUACAACCCACGGUUCUUCUCACUUCAGCCGCCUGGCUUUCCAGAAUACUGAGAGGUCACCAUCUUAGCUCCAGACAGCCGGCAGCCAGGCCCUGUCGCCGGAGAACUUCCGUUUUUUAAAGGCUACUUCCCUUGCCGUACUUGAUGUUCUGUGUCCAGAAAAACGUUUUGUUGGCUCUUAAGAAUCUGUUAACUCUAAGUGGCCCUUCCCUUUCUGCCAGCAUGUUAGGCGUCCUAAAGCCAUCACCAGGUCGUGGACCUGAGUCACGAUCAAGGACACCCACUUUUCCUUCUUCGGACAGGCAGGACUGUUGUCCAGGCUGGACAGCACCCUUUGUUCCUUUUUUUUUACUUAAAAAAAUCCUUUCCUCCACUGCUAGGAGUGUGUGCAAAUUGGUACACUCCUUCCAGAGACUAGUGUGACAGGGUAUGCUCUCAGUGUUCUUACCUUUUGGCCCAGGACUUUCACCUCUGGGAAUUUUGUCCUAAGGAAGCUAUAGGAGUAUAUAUUUAGGAACUGGAAGAGUAAAAAUGAGUCGAGCAAGGUCACUUAACUAAGGACCCCAGGACAGAUGGUUUUCAACAAACCCUUUUAAGGAUCUAUGCAUAAACAAUGUAUAUUUAUGUGUGGAAUAAAUACCACAAAUGUUGUUGC
Equus caballus (horse) is the source of this 5308-nucleotide messenger RNA. RefSeq names its product coronin 1C (gene CORO1C). Gene Ontology annotation, biological process: actin filament organization; neural crest cell migration. The record is from RefSeq and is a predicted model, not a curated record. Gene Ontology annotation, molecular function: actin filament binding. Lineage: Eukaryota; Metazoa; Chordata; Mammalia; Perissodactyla; Equidae.